AUGACAAACUGGGUAUUGAACUCUCAAGGCAAUAAUUGCACAUUUAAGAGCCUUGAAGACGAGCCAAAUCAUUUGCUAUGGCCAAUAUCUGUUACUGCUCAAGAGGAAACAGCUACUAUGGAUGAAGCAAAUAUGUCGAAAGAAGAGCUUCUAUUAAUUAUUAAUUCAUUGCUAAAUUCAGUUAAUAUUUCAGAUUGUCUAAAGUAUCGUGGAUUAAAGCAAAAAAAUCGUACUUAA
This is a messenger RNA of Dentiscutata heterogama, 237 nucleotides long. Lineage: Eukaryota; Fungi; Glomeromycota; Glomeromycetes; Diversisporales; Gigasporaceae. The record is from the annotation of a GenBank genome assembly.